CCAUGUGUAUAAUUCCCUAUUCCUUAGGCACUUUAUUUUCCUUCAUCGCUGUCUUUCAUUUUUACUUCCCUCCAUGGAUUCCCCAUUUUCCCUCUCUAAUUUUCGAGCUUCCUUCCACAAAUCUCCAAAAUUCAUUCGAACCCAUUCGAACUCAAAAACCCAAAAUUUAAUUAGACGUUUGGCCGUCCAAAAGACCACCAGAAGAAGACUCAAAGCUCUUGUUUGAUCCCGCUCCUUGUACUUUCCUUUACCCACAGAAAAAAGCCAUGGUCGGAGAUCGAAAAAAAAAAAAUGAAGUUCUUGGUUUACCCUAAUUUCGGCUUGGAGAAAGAAACAGAGAUUUCAUGGAUAAUUCUAAUUCUCAGAUUUCGGGUGAUUCAAGCUCCAUCCCUUCUGGUCAAUAUUUGUUUUUACUCAAAUUAUCUUGAUUUUGUGUUACGGUUAAUUGGCAAUCAAACAAUGUGAUGGAAAUUCCAUCUGAUUAUGUAAAAGUUUAUGAUUUUGGUUUUAAUAUCAGAGCCUUCAGACAUCAGGAACUGGUUUUCAAGUUACAAGCACAAAUCCUUUGUAUUGGAUACUUACCAUGAUUUUGGAAACUAUGUUUCAAGAGAUAGUGAAAGCAACAAAGACGGGUUUGUUAGUGAAGAUAAUAAGAGGGAAAAAGAAGAGAACUUGAUUGAAUCUGUAGAAAAGAGGAACGGUUAUGAUUCCUGUGAAGAUGGUUCUUUUCAAGAUAAAGAAUGUCUAAAUCAUAGUCUCAGUGAGGUACAAAUUGUGUGUUUUUCCUUAAAUUGUAAUGCUAGCCUAAAUUUGGAUGCUCCUUUAAAUAGUUUAAUCUGGGCUUCAAGAUUGAGCCUUUGAAUCCUAAUACAUGAAAUGUGGAAAA
Molecule: messenger RNA, 886 nt
Organism: Rubroshorea leprosula
Lineage: Eukaryota; Viridiplantae; Streptophyta; Magnoliopsida; Malvales; Dipterocarpaceae
Source: the annotation of a GenBank genome assembly